This is a messenger RNA of Salvia splendens (bonfire salvia), 2079 nucleotides long. RefSeq lists its product as uncharacterized. The transcript is spliced from 9 exons. The record is from RefSeq and is a predicted model, not a curated record. Bases 734 to 1738 code for a protein of 334 amino acids. Gene Ontology annotation, cellular component: membrane. NCBI's taxonomy places the organism in Eukaryota, Viridiplantae, Streptophyta, Magnoliopsida, Lamiales, Lamiaceae.
UCUUCCUCCAUUCUUAUCUAUCUCGAUUCUACUCAAUUCCCAUUUUCCAUUGCCAAAUCCAUUUUUUUGUAUUCUUUUCAUGCCCUAUUUGAUAUAAUCCUAAUCUAGUUUGUUUUUGUUUCGUGAAUCUUUGCUUCAAUGCAGUAAGUUGUUCUUGCGCUGCAGCUUAGCUGCUUACUUGAUUGUGAAAGUAUACGAUCCAGUUCAGGCCUACCAGAUGCUUGUGAAUAUGCAUCGAUUGUUGUUUGAGUUUUUUGUUCUACGUUUUUGAUGCAUAUUGUUGCAUGAAUGAGUUUGUGUGAGCGCAGAUUCUCAUUUGUAUUCGCAUUUUUGCAGUUGAUUCGGCACUGACUCUGUGUGUGUGUUCAAAUAGAGCUUGCUGAUGCUGUGUUUCUUGCUAUUUAGCUAUUCUGAAUACAGUUUUGCAGUUAAAAGUAUUAAUCACAGAUGUUGAAAAGCUGUUGAUCAAUAUGCACUAGAGAUGGCAAUCAAAUUAAUUAGGAAGAAAAUUGAGAAAUUGUUUUAUUUCACUCACAAUAAAUUCGUUGCAAUCAUUGUUUGGUAUCUUACAAUUGAAUGAAUGCUUGAGGGUAAUAUCAUCUGGAUGAUCAUGUGAUGUUGUGGUGUGACUCAGGUAGUGGCUUUAAGGAUCGCUUAUGCUAAGAACAGUUUAUGCCUGAUUCUUUCAGUUGCACGAUAACUGCACACAAGGGCACUGUUAUGGUCAUUUUAGAUGAAGCUGCUCGUCAAUGAUGAUCCUACUACCUUGAGUUAUUGGUUGAAUUGGAGAGUGUUUCUAUGUGCAGUAUGGGUCUUGGCACCUAUGGUUAUCGCAGCAUUCAUUAUAUGGAAGUAUGAACAUUCAGGAAAUUCUGAAUCUGAUGCAGGGGAGAACCAGCAAGAGAGCUCGCACAUACGCUCUGAAAAAUCAUGGAAACCUUGUUUAAAAGAAAUUCAUCCUGUUUUCCUGUUGUGCUUUCGGAUAAUUGCUUUUGGUCUGCUUUUGACAGCUGUGUCUUUUGAUCUUGCUUUACAUGGAGCUGAACUUUUUUACUACUAUACACAGUGGACUUUUACUUUAGUCACCAUUUAUUUUGGGCUUGGAUCAUUGCUUUCUAUACGCGGAUGUUUUUACAGUCCCAAAAUAGAUAGCAACAGUAAGUGCUAUUUAACUGAGGAUACGGAGCAAGCUUUACAUGUGCCCUUAGCACAUGGAGUGAAUGGAAAUGGGAUGAGGUUGCCGGAGAAGUUGGACAACCAUGGAACACUCCAUACUCUGAUAACUUCUGACGUGUGGGAUGAUCUGUAUCAAGUUUUAUUCCAGGUGACAGCAGGGGCAGUAACUCUUACCGAUAUUGUUUACUGGGGUGUGAUAUUCCCGUUCAUGGCGCUGAAAGAUUAUGAGAUGGGUUUUUUAACAGUUGUGACACACUCCCUUAAUGCUGUCUUGCUCCUUGGGGAUACAGCUAUCUGUAGUCUGGAAUUCCCAUGGUUCCGGAUUUCUUACUUCAUUUUGUUGACGGGUAUUUAUGUCAUAUUCCAGUGGAUUGUUCAUGCCUGCGUCUCAAUUUGGUGGCCAUAUCCUUUUCUUGAUCUAUCAGCCGACCUCGCCCCAAUGUGGUACCUGGUGGUAGCAUUGAUGCAUGUUCCGUGCUAUGCCAUCUUCCUCGUGUUUGUGAAAGUGAAACAUUGGCUACUAUCCAGAUGGUUCCCACAUUCAUAUCAGUACAGCUCAUAAAAUUUUUAGUAGAUCCAACGUGUCUUCUUGCAAUGUGGAAAAAGCAAAUCUUACAAUUCAUCAAAGAUUGGCCCUGGAUUCAUCAAGAUUGGGAGAAGAUGUUUCCACACACAUCAUAGGAGGUGUGUGGUUUCGACCAAGUGUGGAGGGUGGUUUAAGGAACUGCUCUCCAAUGCUAUAAAUUUUGUGAUUGUUUUACCUCAUUCAUACAAACAGAGUGAAUAAAGGAACAAGUGGUUAUUUGAAUCGAAAGGGGGUUUGUUGGUUUUUCAAUUUCAUUUGCACACAUGUAUGUCCAUCGCAUUUUAAUUUAACGUAUAAAUGCAUUGUUAUUGUAUCUA